GUUUAUUUUAAGGCCAAAUCCAAGUACUCACCUGCACUGCUCAAGUACAGACUUCCUCUGUACCUGGUCUUCUUGGGCGUCAGUCUUCUCUUCCUGGUGGUUAAUCUUGUCUGUGCCCUGCUGGUCAAAAUGACCGCGGCCGACGUCAAGACCAUCGUCCUGGUGAGGGUCACCAUCAACGACAGCCUGUUCGUCCUCUGCGCCGUCUCGCUGUCCAUCUGCCUCUACAAGGUCGCCAAGAUGUCGCUGGCCAACAUCUACCUGGAGUCGAAGGGGACGUCGGUGUGUCAGGUGACUCUGAUUGGCAUCAUGGUGGUGCUGCUGUACGCAUCGCGGGCCUGUUACAACCUCGUGGUCCUUGCCCUCACCGACAUCGAGACCAUCAACUCCUUCGACUACGACUGGUACAACGUCUCGGACCAGGCGGACUUGCGGUCGUCGCUGGGAGACGCCGGUUACAUCGUGUUCGGGGUGAUUCUGUUCGUCUGGGAGCUGCUGCCCACCUCGCUGGUCGUCUUCUUCUUCAGGGUCCGACGGCCGCCUCAGGAAAGGAGCACUGCCGGGAUACCGAACCACGUUCUCUCCUCCAGAGGAUAUUUCUUCGACAACCCUCGUCGGUACGACAGUGACGAUGACCUGGCGUGGAGCAUUCCUCCCCAGAAUGCAUCAGCAAGUCUUUCCUCUGACUGCUACGACUGGGGCAGCCGCCACAGCAGCUUCACUGUGCACACCAACAGCGACGAACAGCGCCUGACCGCCGCCGCCACCGGAGAGCUCCACCCUUACCCAUAAUUCCUCUGUAACUGUACAGCAUCACUCUGCACUUUGACACCGAUCAGUUAUUGUGUUUAUUAUCACUGAUGUACCAGUUUGUAGAGAAUUUAUAAAAAAAAUACCAGAAGGUCCAGCAGGGUUCCCACACGGGUCGUAUUCAUGUUAACACUGUAGCGCCCCCCUCAGGCCACUGCAGCACAGAGCAGCUCAUCAGGAUCUGAUUCGCUGAUGGAGGCCUUGAAAUUUGGAGAAAUCCAGGCUCCAAAUAUUCAAGUUUUGCACAAAUUGAAUGAAUUUUACAAAUUAGUUUUGACCGGGUCCGACUGCUGCAGCGCCACCUACGGGUCAGAGGGUCGAUUCCUGCAUUUGUUCUAUGAAUAUGAAUGAAAAUGAGUUUAAAAGGUCCAGUUUUUAACAUAAGAGGAUAAAAAUGUGUGAACACAUUCAUGCGUCAGUGUCAGUGGAUCCAGACUGUGGAGGAGCCCUGCUUCAGAGAAAGGCUGUGUUGUUUAGAGUCUGUAGACAAUGUUGUGAUGAAUGUUUCUUGAUCAUUUGGGUUUGAGUUUUUCAUCGAGUAUUAACUCGGGCACAAUUCUUCAUUUCAUUUCAGACAUUUAUUCCCGCCUCAUUCUGCAA
Messenger RNA from Morone saxatilis (striped sea-bass), 1410 nucleotides. RefSeq names its product G protein-coupled receptor 137Bb (gene gpr137bb). NCBI's taxonomy places the organism in Eukaryota, Metazoa, Chordata, Actinopteri, Moronidae. Gene Ontology annotation, cellular component: lysosomal membrane. Gene Ontology annotation, biological process: negative regulation of osteoclast differentiation; positive regulation of TORC1 signaling; negative regulation of bone resorption. The record is from RefSeq and is a predicted model, not a curated record.